This is a messenger RNA of Poecilia latipinna (sailfin molly), 2928 nucleotides long. RefSeq names its product zinc finger and BTB domain-containing protein 17-like. Lineage: Eukaryota; Metazoa; Chordata; Actinopteri; Cyprinodontiformes; Poeciliidae. The coding region runs from base 501 to 1730 and encodes 409 amino acids. The transcript is spliced from 4 exons. Gene Ontology annotation, cellular component: nucleus. Gene Ontology annotation, biological process: regulation of gene expression. The record is from RefSeq and is a predicted model, not a curated record.
CUGAAUACAAAAUGAUAUUAACAGUAAACAAGCUAUUUGGGAGGUUAAAAUGUCUGUAAACAUACUAGAUUAGAUUUAUUGUCAUUGUACAAUGACUAAAGCUGCUAAGGGAUUUUAUAAACAGUCAAGGCACAUAAGAGUAAUACUUAAAAAAAAUAAAACCCUUGCAUGUUUUUUUUUUCUUUAAUUGUUCAACAAAAACUAUUUUUUCAUAUAAAAGUUCCAAAAUUAUAUUUCCUGAACUUCUAAAUCCCUGAAUGUUUUACUCUGAGUGACCAACUGUAAGCUUCAGGUCAAACACAGGCUUUUAUUUUGGUGACUCCGGGUUUUCUAUCCCUGGAAUGUGUGAACACGUGACUUCGCGCAUGCGUACUGAGUAUUGCUUCCGUUCCUUUCGGUGUGGAGGCCCCAGGCAGGUAAACAGAGGUUCUCCAGAGGUUCUCCUAAGGUUCUGUUGGUUCUAACUAGCUCUGAGCGGUUCCGGUUGGCCCAGCAGGAAAAUGUCUCCAUCCGCCACGUUUCACUCCCAGCUCGCCUCCAUCAUGGAGGUUCUGGCCAACACAGCGGUGGCGGAGAUCUGCGAGCUGGUGGACAACGGCUACGCGGUGCUGCAGCUGGAGAUUAGCCGGAGCCGCAAAGAGAACGAGGUUCUGCGGAGGAAACUGCGGCUCCUGGAGCUCCGGGCGGCGCGGUCUGCCGCGUUCAGAGCCGCCGCGAGCGGAAGCGGCGCCGCGCUGCUGUACGCCGCUAGCGGCCGCCCGCGCGCCAACCAGCGAGUCCACGAGCCUAGGAGGAGCGUGACUCUGACAGAAGUUGCAGCAGAGCUGUGCUUGCUGCCCAAUCAGCAGACUUCUCAGUGCAGAGAGACCCGCCCACCACCAGAACCAGAAGCUACAGGACAGACGGCGGAUGCAGCCGAGACCACAGUGGUGAUCAAGGUGGAGGAUGAGGAUGAGGAGGAAGAGUCCUGGUCCCAGUCCGACCCUCAUGGUCGGUUCUGUGGCGGUUCUGAGGAUCAGCCCGAGGCAGAAGCUUCGUCCUCGCUGGUCAAACAGGAAGAGAGCGGUGCAGAUGGCGGCGUCUCUUGGACCAGCGCGGAGGUGAGCUCCACCUCCACCCAGCAGACCAAUCAGAGGCCAGAACCAAGUGGCUACGACUCCAUGAUGCUGCAGCAAGCCUCCCACGCUGCAGCAGCAGAACCCGGCGGCUCCUCCGGGUUUGUUCCCAGCAGGAACGCUUCAGCCGAUUCAGGAAGCAGCUUCAGCCACCAUGAGGCGAGUCUGUCUGCAGCGGGGCAGCGGCAGCAGCAGGGGGCGCCACAGAGAGUCGGCUUUCGGCAGCAGAGCCGCGCCGCCGACCCCGCAGGGAAGUCGUUCGCCUGCAGCUUCUGCGGGAAAAGCCUGGCCUGCCUGAAGAACCUGAAGACCCACAUGCGGGUUCACACGGGCGAGAAGCCGUACGUCUGCGCGCUUUGCGGGAAACGCUUCUCCGACUCCAGCAACCUGAAGCGCCACCAGAGCGUCCACACGGGGGAGAAACGUUACGGCUGCGUCCACUGUGGGAAGCGCUUCGCCCAGUCCGGCUCGCUGAAGGUCCACAUGGCUGUCCACACGGACUGCGGCCAGUUCCGCUGCUCCGUCUGCGGCAAGGCCUUCACCUCCGCCGGCCACCUGAGGAGGCACGUCGCCAUGCACGCCGGGGACAAAUGCUUCCCCGCUGCGUUACUGUGACGACCGUCAGCAGACGCUGCGUCUGUCAUCAGAAGUUUCAGACCAGCCGUCGGCCAUCAGUGGCGCUGACGCUUCCUGCUGGACGGAUCAGAGCGACAGGAAGUCCUGAAACUGUCCGGAUCAUCAAACUGCCCCUCUAGCUGCCAUGUUUGUUUCUGUGCAAAUUGUGACAUUUUUCUGUACAUUUUUAAAUUUCUGCUAUAUUUUGGCAGAAAUGCUUUAAGAGAAUAAAGCUACUGCUGUUGAGUUUUCCUUUUUGCCUGGUUAGCGCUUACAUCACAGCCCUGUUUUUACUGUCCCACUUAAAGGAGUUUUUUCCCGGUGGUCUGGCAGGGGUCACGCUUUUACGAGACUUAUUUCUGUGUGUGUGGUUUUGGGUCUGACAGGACAAGGGCCCGUUUCCCCGCUGUCUGACUGUGAUGUUUUUCAUCGCUAAGGGUUAAAACUAUCUCAGACACACGCCCCCUGGUGGCGAGUGAGGAGAGGUAAUUAUGAGCAUUGUUUGACUUUUGACCUGAAAAUUGGCUGGCUGGAAGUCUGUGAUGUUGAGCAGCUUCACAGCAAAUACUGUGAUGUAAUAGUUAAAAAAACAUAAAAUGGAGCCGAGAAAACUGAUUGGAUUGAAACAUUUGACCCAGACAGAAUAUGAAGGUAUCUAUGCAGCACCAGGAGAAACUAAGCGGAACUUUUUCUGCACUCCUGAAGAUGCCAAGUAAACUGCAGGUAUUUAAGGGCUGACAGUGGAUUUUGAAUCCUAAGUUCCUUUAACUGGUCCAAAGGAAACCUGCUCCAGAGAGCCUGGAGAACCGCAGAUGGAGACGACUCAGCAGAUUACAGGAACGAUUCUUUAAAAUAUCACAUUUGACAGGAUGAGUUUUAAAUCCACUGUGAUGCUCCAGACAUUAAAAGCAGCAGCAUCUUCCUCCUCAGAGCUGCUGCUCUUCAUCCUCAGUUUGACUCAAAGCGGCAGGUUCUCAUCCGACCCGGUUCGGUUCGGAGCUGCAGGUUCUGAGGAGAACUGACUGGUUACACAUGAUGGAGAAAAGUUUAUGGAAAAAUCUGCACUGUUAAAAACUUCCUGUUUUCUGGUUUAUUGUGACUCAGUGAUGAUGAACUAAAUAAAUAUUCUGUUUUGUUUAGAAAGUUGAGUCAAAGUUAAAGUUUUUACGUCACUUCUUAAUAAAAUGACUCGAUCGUU